GUAGGAUAUUCCAUUAUCCAACCAGCCUGUCAUUUAUUCGCUCUUGAAACUCCAACUACUUUGGAGCCAAAUUAAUCAUCUUUCCUUUUUUUAACAGUUGGCCUGUUUACAGUGAAAACUGGUUUCUGGGUCGCCUGAAAACCACCUCCGCCGCUUAGAAUGACCGGAACAUUGGUGGUAUUUGACUUCGACCGGACCCUGAUCGACGAUGACAGUGAUAGAUGGGUGGUUACGGAGAUGGGUCUGACCCAGCUUUUCAAUGAGCUUCGCUUUACUUUGCCAUGGAACUCACUCAUGGAUAGAAUGAUGAUGGAGCUUUAUUUGCAAGGAAAGACUACUGAAGACAUCAAAGAAUGCCUCAAAAGAACUCCAGUGCAUCCACAAGUAGCUGCAGCUAUUAAGUCAGCUCAUGCUUCCGGAUGUGACUUGAAGAUAAUUAGUGAUGCCAAUCAGUUUUUCAUUGAGUCGAUCUUGGAAGAUGGCAUGUUGGGAUGCUUCUCACAAAUUGUCACAAAUCCAACCUGCAUAGAUGAAGAUGGAAGACUGAGAAUUUUUCCUUACCAUGAUCCUGUCUCAUCUUGUCAUGGUUGCUAAUAAUUGCUUUCUCUUCCUAUAAGUGGUUGUAAGGGUCAGGUGAUUGAUCAAUUUUUGGCUUCUGCUUCCAAAAAUGUGAGGAAGAGAUACAUCUAUCUUGGAGAUGGGAGAAACGAUUUUUGCCCGACUCUGAAACUAGUGGAGGGGGAGCAUGUCAUGCCAAGGAAGGACUAUCCAUUAUGGAAUCGCAUUUGCGGCAACCGAAUGCUUAUCAAGGCCGAUAUCCAUGUAUGGAGCGAUGGAGAGGAGCUUGCUAAGAUCCUAUUUCAGCUUAUCCAGUGAACCUCUACUGAAGAACUCCGUUGCUGUGAGACUGUAACUCGAAUCAGUAGAACUCUGACGAGAAUUGUCCAGCUAUCCUCAGGGACGCGCAUUGUCAACCUCUCACACCUCAAGCAUCCAACCUUGCUUAAACCUCAGGGUCAUUGAUGUUGUAACUGUUAGAUAAUAACCAAACUACAAGGUGGC
Argentina anserina (silverweed cinquefoil) is the source of this 1062-nucleotide messenger RNA. Its product is annotated as thiamine phosphate phosphatase-like protein. Lineage: Eukaryota; Viridiplantae; Streptophyta; Magnoliopsida; Rosales; Rosaceae. The record is from RefSeq and is a predicted model, not a curated record. Gene Ontology annotation, molecular function: phosphatase activity.